CCUGGUGCAGAUGGAAGGUCUGAACCCUCUCUGUGUGGCUGUUGUGUUGCUUGCAGGUCUCUCCCUUCGCCAGGACGGCCAGAUGCCCCAGAUCUUUGAUGGCCCUGCGCUUGCUGUCCCGUGGCUGGCCUCCCUGUGGCCGCAGGACGACCACAGAGGCAAGAUGGCCACAGACAAGGUAUCAGGCUUUGUGUUUCACUCUCUUUCGAGAGGGGUACCUUUGGAGGGGGCCCUGUGCCAUUCGGAGGGCGUCACUUCCUUCCGCGUCCGGUGCCUGGCUGCUUUCAGCGCACCGCUUUCCGUCGGUGGACGCUUUUCCUUUUGGUCUUGAUUGUCAUUUGGCCCUGUACCUUUGUAGAGGAUCUCACUUCCUUCCCUCAGCUCCAGUCUGUUCCCUUGCUGCUUUCGGUCCUUUCAGCGCAUCGCGAUGAACAGUCAGUCACACAGAUCACUCCCGUCCGGCCCGCUGGCGGGCAGCGAUCGAUGGCUCGUGACGCACGAGUACACGAGGCUGCGGCUCUGCAGCGAAGUCCACCGAUGGGAACCGCUGAAACGGUCAGUGAGUGAAGGCAGGGAGGGUGCGUCUGUGGGCUUUUAUAUGUCUGAACGUAAUGACAGUUUCCCCCCCUAUGUCUGAACGUGUGUUGUCCGUACGACGGUGUGUCUGUCAAUGAUCAGGCUGGUUGACGAGGCGCGUCGGUACGUCAACGAAUGGAAGUCGCUUGAGAGCCAGAUGGACUCGUUCUGGCACCGCAAGUCGAGCAAGAUAGUGCUGGCCGUCGUCAUGGUGGUCGAGAAGGGCCGCCUGAGGUUCUACAGGGGCAUGAACUCUGAGAUAUCUCUGCCCUCAGGUGAGACUGCCUGCCUACUCACACACACGACUGCCAGCCCGCCAUUUUGUAUGAUGUUGGAUCUGUGUGGUGUGUGGUGUGUGGUGCGUGUGGUGUCCGAGCAGGCUCGAAUUGCGCGGAGCGUUCGGCCAUCUCGACGUGUAUAUCGAAUAUGCUCACUGUGCGCCGCAGCGACUUCCGCGCCAUCGCCGUGGUCGAUCCGAAGGACGAGCUCAACCCAGUCUUUCCGUGUGGCGUGUGCGACGAAUGGCUCAAGAAACUACAAGUACACACACAGACACACACACAGUGCCGGCCUAAAUUGUCAUGUGCAUUGUGUUCAGGAGGAGUCCCCGAUGUUCUCCAUCGUGACGUUCACCACCUCCGAGUGCGAUGCGAUACUCGAGAGAUGUCCCCCCCUCGGCUUCCAAUACAACACCCCGCUCGUCGCCAGCUGCCAGCAGUGCCGCACGCGCCGAUUCCGAUCCAGGUUACACAGGCACACACGCCUGGGCAUGUUGACACACGGCCGGCUAGCUGAUUUGCGCGCGCGCGCGUGUGUGUGUGUGUGUGUGUAUAGGCCGAGGAAUCGUGUGUAUAGGCGCAUCAAGGUGAUGGGACUGAUCAAGAACAACUGCCCCGAGGAGGCGCGGGACACCAAUGGCGUUGACUCGGGGGUGCUGCCCGAUCUCGAUGUGCCCAAGACCUUCGCAGGUGCCGCGGUGUCUUUCAAGGGCCACAGUGUGGUGAAUCUUGGCCAUACGGGCACCGUCAAGGGCAUGACGGCCGCCUGCUCGACCAAGCUGACGCUGGCUGACGACGGCAUGGGAGUGGGCAACGGGACAUUCACGCUGUGCUUCGAGCAAAGCCUGGCGAGUGGCGGUGAGGCCACCGGCAGCAAGAAGCUGCUGAGCGGUGUGUAUCGUGUGGAGGAAUGCGAUGCGGGCAUCCAUGACACGCUGCGGAUCGCUCUGCAGUGCACAGAGGUACGUACGGAGCACCUGCACGCAACACCUGCACCCCAGAACAGACAGAUCGAUGUGCACUCCACGUGUGUAUGUAUGUGUCUGUUGUCCGCCCCGCAGAUGAGUGGCAAGUUGGUUACGGCGCACACGACUGCGUUUGAGCGUGCACAUGCCUUCAGAUCCGAGGCAAGUUUUUCCCUGCACGUCGACACGCACAACAGCCAAGCGUCCCUGUCCAUCGCCAACCACAAGGACCAGCUCAUGUUCACGCCGUACCCAAAGGUGAAUCAGCCGUGACACACCAUCAAUAUCUCAUCACAGCGAGCGAGCGUCUUACUGUGUUUGGCGUUCUCCCUUGUGUGUGCGUGUGCAGGAGUUGACGAUGCACUCCAAGCCGAGCAGUUGCCCAUCCGUGCUGUAGGCAGCAAGGGGAGAGCCCCAACGGAUACCCAACGACCUCAAGUCAGCAAGCAGCCCCCCUUACACACACACGCACACACACACCCCUUACACACACACACACACAUACCGCCUGCCUGCCUGCCUGCCUGCGUGCAGGUCGCUCAAGUUCAUCGAGAAGAUCGUCUCCACGCCCAGCACACAGGCCACGGCGGCCUCGUCCCCAUCCACACGAUACAGCACAAAAACAACCCCGCCAACGCGCGCCGCUUCCACGCCUCCCCCCUCCUCAUGGCCCCCAGUAGGCGAGGGGUCGGCGGUGUUGUGCCCCCGCCCCCCGCUGGCCGCGUCGGGUAUCGGCUGACGGCUUCCGGAAUGGACUACUUGGAGCGGACGGACAAGCUGAGCACACCACCCCGCACACAGAGGGAGAAGGAGUGCGUCAACAUACGUCAAGAUGAACACAUGACUCCUGCUGAGUGCCAAGAUCACACCAUGAGAAGGCAGUGCUGCAGUGGCAGUAAUUGUGACUGUGUUCACAGGUUACUGCUGCCGGAUUUUUAAAGAGAUUUGCGUGUGUUGUGCAUGGGAGUGUGUUCAUUUGUGUAUCUGUUCGUCUGUGACACAAGACAUACGGAACGGCACAUUAGACAUGACCGUAAAGCAUAGCACACUUAAUCUCCUUGGCAGAUGCCCCGCGCAAAGCACAAUAUAUGUAUCUG
Molecule: messenger RNA, 2916 nt
Organism: Vitrella brassicaformis
Lineage: Eukaryota; Vitrellaceae
Source: the annotation of a GenBank genome assembly